This is a messenger RNA of Pediculus humanus corporis (human body louse), 627 nucleotides long. RefSeq lists its product as uncharacterized. Gene Ontology annotation, molecular function: RNA binding. Gene Ontology annotation, cellular component: nuclear exosome (RNase complex); cytoplasm. NCBI's taxonomy places the organism in Eukaryota, Metazoa, Arthropoda, Insecta, Psocodea, Pediculidae. The record is from RefSeq and is a predicted model, not a curated record. The coding region runs from base 1 to 627 and encodes 208 amino acids. Gene Ontology annotation, biological process: RNA processing. The transcript is spliced from 5 exons.
AUGACAGAAAUCAAAAAAUUGGUUUGUAUUCCAGGGCAAAGACUUACUUAUGCGAAUCAAGAGUAUGUGUCAGGUCCUGGAACCAUUGAAAGAGAUGGGUUUAUAAGAUCUACUUUAGCUGGUUUUGUUCAAAUAGAAAAACAACAGAAAAAUUCUAUUGUUACAGUCAAAAAUUAUAACCAACAAACGGUGGUACCCACACCAGGAGAUAUAGUGACUGCUAAGAUUAUGACUGUUUCUCAUUGGCUUUGUAAAUGUGAAAUUAAAGGAGUGGGGGAAGUCAUAUUAACAAGACCUUAUAGAGGUUUACUUCGAAAAGAAGAUAUUAGAGCAACUGAAAAAGACAAAAUAGAAGUUUAUAAAUGUUUUAGACCUGGAGAUAUAAUUUUAGCCAGAAAAUUCAUAAUUUUAACGAUAGUCAUUAAAAAAUCACAUUGGUAUAUGCUAUCAACAGCAGAAAAUGAAUUAGGAGUAGUGAGUGCUUAUGGUGAAGCUGAUGUUCCUUUAAUACCGAUAAGUUGGACUGAAAUGCAGUGCCCAAAAACUUACACUAUAGAAAAUAGAAAAGUUGCCAAAAUAAUGCCAGUGUCAUGUCUUUCGAAUAACGAAUCAAAUAAAACUUCAUAA